GAUACGAUCAAUCGAUCCAUAAUGGUCAAAGACCCCUCAUCAACGGCGGCAGCUCCACACGUACACACCGUCCCCGGUAGAAAGUCCCGCUAUGGAUCAUGGGGCUUUACACCCAGCGCCCGCUCAACUCUAGUCGCGCUGCCAAAGACCUACCCGGAUCCGGCGGUUGCAGCAGCUGCAGCAGGCCGAAAAAUGCGCCUCGGUGGACGGGGAGCCAUGGGUCGCUAUUGCCGCUUGCUUGUCGCACUGAUCGUCUGCAGCACCGUGGUGUCCAUGAUUCUGCUGUCCAGGUUAUGGGGGCUUGGAUCUGGUGUGUCCGGUGGAUCAGAUACCGGCAGUAUGUUUGGCGGGAAGUCCGGACUGGUUAAUGGAUUGUUUGCAAGUGUUACCAGAAAAGUGGUGGAUCCAUUUGAAGAGGAAUUCAAAGGUAAAGACCGGAUGCCGCCGUCCGUAGAGUCCAUGGAGGAAAAGAAGAAAUCCCACACGGGGGACGCACUCCUAGAUUACUACUUGACGAUGUACAUUGAUGGGAAGGAGAUCACGUGGUACAGCGAGGUUAACAACAGGGGCAUACUAAUGGAAGCUAUGAAAGACUACCUUGCUAUGAUGGUCGAGUCGGACGUACAAGUAAGAUGGGAUGACGUCACCAAAAAGAAGAAUGGCACAGCCGUCAUAUCUUCAAAGCCUGACACCCCUGCUGACAUCACUUUGUCCGAUUGGCUCACCAUAGUCGCCCGUUACUCCAACAAAGGCGUCAAGUUAAACUAUGCCAGCACCCACGCCCUCAUGUAUGGCAUGCCCGUGCUGUCAAAUUUGAAAAGUAUCCUCCAUGCCCCAGUGUGGGUCCACGCGGACAUCUUGCCGGGCCCUAACGGUAACACAGCUGUUUCAGUCAACCCCGAGGAUUUCAUCAAGAUGACAACGUCCAGUCUAUUACCCAAACUCUCCCUGUCUGUAGGAUGGACCACGGCCUGGAACCCUGACCCCGUCCAGCAGAGAUACACCUGGCACAACGUCAUCGCCAUGGCGAGGGCCUGCGCCUUGAUCAAGGCACCCGUGUCCUUUUCGGUGAGGGCCGUUUUCGCCUCCAAAUCGACGCGCCAGCUGAAGUGGCUACUGAGCCUUGCCAAGCGCUUCACCGUCACGGUGUGGGCCGACAAGUACGACAUCAUGCCCGUGGCUGAAUUGGUCUACUUUCGCCAGAUCAUGGACCGAAAGAAAGUCUUCUACAACCUCCCAUACGCCUUCAUGGAGAACUUGAAGGAUGUGUCUCCGAACACCAAAUCGGUGGGCACAGAAGGCGGUGACAAAGGCCCCACGUGGAACAGGAACCUGUGGGACCCAGUGCUGAUCCACGAUAACUCCUUAGCCUUCCUCGGCAAGGAACAAGCUGUCUUAGACGGACCAGGAUGCUGGUUGGUCUCCAAAGUACCCUACAAACCCGAGAUUAAGAAAUCAAAAACCGCUGUAGUCAGUGGUAAGGUGCACUUCGUGGACACUGACCUGGCUUCACCGUCGGAGAACUCGGUCCUGGACGUCUACAUUCGUAACUCCGGCGUCAACCAACCGCCACCAGACCAAGUCCAAGGGGUCAGGCUCAGAAUCCACCAGGAUGGUUCCCUGCAACUCGCCCCGGUCAACCUCAACCAGGCCGGCGCAUUCAAACUCCAAUCCACGGCCAAGCUACCCGCAAGCGACUGUUACGAGUUUCAGCUCGUGGACAAAGGCGACGGGUACCCGCUAUAUUGCACCGUGAAGCUCUGGCAGUGCACGCCGGGGGAGGAAACGGAAGCAGACCCGCUGGCUACCAGCGUGGCUCUGCACUUGAACGUUGCUUACGAGAUGGAGAAGCAGCUAUUUUACGUCGCCAUCAAUGGCGGCAGCGAUAAAAAUGCGGUGGUGCUUGAGCAACUAUCAGUAGAUGACAAAGCUUGGACCUAGAUCCAACUUCCAAGUUUUAUUUGAAGUCAUACCCGCGGACGAGCAAAUGAAAUCUAAUUUGAACGGGAUGUGAACCUUAGACCAAUAGAAUGCUGUACCAGUGGUGUAUCACUCAUGUUAUGACCGUAUCCGAAAAGGUGUCAAGAGCUAUACGGCUACGUCUAUUGUCAGCAUGUGACCACAUCUCUGUAGGUCUAGUUGUCAAAGAGCUGAAGGCAUAUCCAUAGACAAGAGAUCACGGACACCACUACGUACCGCCCAUCAUGCAUAGAAUGCAGGGCGGGAACGAAUAUAUAACGUCGCGUUAGUGCAACAAGGUCGUAACUCGGAUAUCUCUCAUCUCAAAUAACUUCAAGUUUAAGCUUUUGUGGCACCAUGCAUGUAAAUGUUUCAUUGAUGUGAAACAUGCAGAAUAUGUAUUCUGCAUAUUUCAUAUCAUUUAAAAACUGGACAUGGUGCCACAUCACGAAAGUUUAAAAUUUGAAUUAUUCGAGAUGAGAGAAAUCUGAGUUACGACCGUGUGGCACUGUACUGACGCGACGAAAAUAUCCUUUGACGAAUGGCUAAAAUAGCCGGAUUUUACCAUGACCUAGCAACUAUUUACUUUUUCCUGAUACGGGUGAAAUUUCAGUGCGACGUGAACUUCCUGAUCAACUUUUGAUGGGAUGAUCGAAAUUGAUAAUGCAAUAAUUUGUGACGACCCCCAGCUGUAUCCGUGUGUUUGAUUUGUCGUGCUGAUUUUGUACCAACGCAAUGUCUGGUUUGAUGUGUGUUUGGUUAACGGUCCUUCAAUGAUGCGCGCAGGCAUAAGGACAAAUUGGUCAUGACGCUAAUUCAUCACUUCGGGACAGAGGGAAUUUGUGUACACCGUUCAAGAUUAGCUAUACAACAUCAUCGGUACUUUCAGUUAAGAGAAAAAAAAUCACUACUGAUUUCAGUUAAGGAAAAUGAUCAUCAUGUUUUUGACUGGGGAGUUUCUUGAAGCUACUCCUAUACUAUUCUACAGGGUGAGUCAAAAAAGCGGAACCCAAACCCCCAAACUAU
Patiria miniata (bat star) is the source of this 2985-nucleotide messenger RNA. RefSeq lists its product as uncharacterized. NCBI's taxonomy places the organism in Eukaryota, Metazoa, Echinodermata, Asteroidea, Valvatida, Asterinidae. The transcript is spliced from 5 exons. The record is from RefSeq and is a predicted model, not a curated record. The coding region runs from base 22 to 1941 and encodes 639 amino acids.